AUAUUCGGCAGAAUAAGGUAUUUCACAAUUAUUUUCUAUAGUGCGUCAGAUAAGCAAAAGCUAUGACGUCUGCUGCACACAUACAAAUACGUUACAUAGAUAGUCAUAUCACGAAACAAUGACCGAGCUAACUACAGCUAGCGAAGUUACAGAGCUAGCUAGCAACAUAGCUACAUAGCUAACUACAGACCAGUACCUGACUUUAUGCAUUGUGCAUAUUGCAUCUUCAAAGUACAAUAUCCAAUGCAACCCCAGUAAUAUGUUUCACAUAGAACCAUAGUCUAUGCAAACGUAUCAGCAUCAUUGUCGUGUGUACAGUACAGUACACUGUAUUUGCAAGUUUCACACUUGAUGACUUGACUGACAGUCACUGUAUUUGUUUGGUUUCUAGCUUCCAAAGAGGUUGCCUGUCAGGCUUUGGACCCAGGAUGGGUUUCCAGGUGUGCAGUCCAGCCUCUCUGUGCACUGCAACCUCACCUGAGAUCCCCAGUAGUGCCGCUGAGGCAGUGGAGGCUCUUGCCCACUACAAGGACAGACCAUUGGACUACCUGGAGAAGAAUGGAGAUUAG
Messenger RNA from Coregonus sp. 'balchen', 569 nucleotides. NCBI's taxonomy places the organism in Eukaryota, Metazoa, Chordata, Actinopteri, Salmoniformes, Salmonidae. The record is from the annotation of a GenBank genome assembly.